UGGCGGCGCGUCGCGCAGAGAGAGCGGAGAGAGAAAGAGGUGCGGUGUUGCGUGACUGGGUGCGAGCGAGCGACCGUGGCGCGUGUGUGUUUGUUGUGUUGUUAAGCGUUAAGAAGAGCGAAUCCUGACGAGGUUCCCCGUGUCCUUCAACCCUGUCGGCUUUUCGUUACGUCGACGCGAGGGCGAAAGACCGAACGGCCGCGGAGUAAUUGAGGGAGAAACGCGAGGAAGAAAGAGUGAGCGAGAGAACGAGAGAAAGAGUGAGAGAGUGGGAGAGAAAGAGAGAGAGAGUGAGAGGGGAAUACACGCUUCGCGCGGGGGAAAAAAACAGCCAGAGAGCAGCAGCAGCAGCAGCAGCAGUGCCGCCGCGUCCGAUCGGCGAGGGAAUCGAGGAACUCGUAAACGAGGAGGGAACGUACGAGAGGAGACCACCACCAACACAUCCGACAUGUCGUCCUAUAUCCAGGUUGCCGAGGACGAGGGCGAGGAGCCGAUCGAGCUGCCGACCGAGGACGACACCACGCUCCUGCUCACCACCCUGUCCGCCCAGUUCCCCGGCACCUGCGGCCUCAAGUAUCGCAACCCGGAAUCCCGUACGAUGCGCGGCGUUCGACUGGUCGACGGCCGCCUCCAUCCGCCCGAGAACGGCUGGGGCAAAGCUAUCUACUUCUGCGUAUUCCCCAAAGAGAACAAACGUAAAUCUGAUGACAAUUUGGAAAAUUCCACAGCUAAGACUAAAAGAAUGGAAACGAAGUUACGUUGCACUGACUUGAUAGUACUUGGUUUGCCAUGGAAAACAACCGAACAGAAUUUACGCGAGUAUUUUGAAACAUUUGGUGAAGUUCUUAUGGCACAGGUAAAAAAAGAUGCGAAAUCUGGCCAAAGCAAAGGAUUUGGCUUUAUUCGAUUUGGAAGUUAUGAGUCGCAAUUGAGAUGCCUCGCUCAACGUCAUAUGAUAGAUGGCCGAUGGUGCGAUGUCAAGGUUCCUAACAGUAAGAAUAUAGACGGAAUAAUGAUGGCACGUCAGUAUGAUACGGGUAAGCACGGUAACGAGUGCUACCGACCUAUACCGGUACACACGCCGAGUAGCCGCCGAGUGCCGGCGUCGAAGCCGUACGUACCCAGCGUAAACUCGUCGUCGUCCGAGACCGCUGCUCCGCCCCCGAACGCGCCACCCCCGAGAUACGACUCGGAGUAUGAUUACAAAACCACUCACUACCCAUCGUAUCCCCCGAAUUAUCCUUACGACGAUAACAAGUACAAGUACGAGGGCGGCGGCGGCGGCGGCGGUGGCGGCGGUGGAGGCAGUGGGGGCGGCGGUCAGCAGCAGGUUGUCUACAACGCCUACAACGAGAAGCCGGGCUACGUCGCCUACGAGGAGUCCGCUGCCUACGAUACCCGCGGCUACAUGCCGCCACCGCAUGCGAAUGUCGCCGCGGCGCCCGCCAAUUCCGCGUAUCCACCGUCCGACGCCGAUUACGGGUCGCGGUAUUACGGCGAGGGACGUGCCUAUCCGGCCGACCAUUGUCCGGAGCAGUACGACAAGGGCAGGUACAGCAACUACGGAUACGAGCAACGGUGCUACUACGACCAGGCCGACGGCCGUUACGCCGUCGCAUCUGAUGGCAGAUACGAGGUGCGCUAUGCGGACGCGAGGCAUCCGGACGCGAGGCAUUUGCCGGUCGAUCCCGGCCGAGAGGCGGACUGCCGAUACAUCGACACCCGCGAGAUGGACAGGAGGUACGUCGUCGACGGUAGGGAACCCAUAGACGGCAGGUACGCGAUGGACAGUCGCGAGGUCGACGGCCGUUACGCUGUCACCUCGGACGGCCGCGACCCGGUCGACGGUAGAUACGCGGAUCCAGCGAGAUAUCCAAAGGAGAACUACUACGACCGCUAUUACAAGCACCGGCCGUCGAGGGAUCAUCACGUCGCGGAUACGAGAUACUGAAGAAAAAAUUCGUAAUUACAAUCAAUCAUGUUUUAAUGGGAAUACUAGAUUGCGUACAUGUUGAUCUGCGACAUGACGAUGACGGUCCUUUCUCCUAGGAUUCGAUGCACAUUCCUCGACCGUAUUAUGCCACGCAUCUAUAAGCGAUCUAUGAAUGUUGUAUUAUUAUCAUGUAUUAUUUGCGGUGCAUUAAUCUAGCGGAUUUCUUCGAAGGAUCGUAUAAAAAUGAAUCGAAAA
Messenger RNA from Monomorium pharaonis (pharaoh ant), 2188 nucleotides. Its product is annotated as TAR DNA-binding protein 43. Gene Ontology annotation, cellular component: nucleoplasm. Gene Ontology annotation, molecular function: RNA binding. Bases 449 to 1951 code for a protein of 500 amino acids. The record is from RefSeq and is a predicted model, not a curated record. The transcript has 4 exons. Lineage: Eukaryota; Metazoa; Arthropoda; Insecta; Hymenoptera; Formicidae. Gene Ontology annotation, biological process: regulation of gene expression.